Messenger RNA from Penicillium diatomitis, 1830 nucleotides. Its product is annotated as MFS transporter. Gene Ontology annotation, molecular function: fluconazole transmembrane transporter activity. The coding region runs from base 1 to 1830 and encodes 609 amino acids. NCBI's taxonomy places the organism in Eukaryota, Fungi, Ascomycota, Eurotiomycetes, Eurotiales, Aspergillaceae. The record is from RefSeq and is a predicted model, not a curated record. The transcript is spliced from 2 exons. Gene Ontology annotation, biological process: xenobiotic detoxification by transmembrane export across the plasma membrane.
AUGGCGUCAGUCGUUCGGGACGCCCCCUUUGGGCAGUUGGUGCGGUACUUGACCAACAACAAGUACUUUCAAUAUCCCGAAGAGAGGCCCGACUUUGAGCUGCCCGAAGUAUGGCGGCAAUUGAUCAGCGAUUCGGCUUGCACCACUGCGACAUUUGGCAAGUCAGAAAAACUUCCACUGGGACAGCCAACACUUGCCGCACAAGGUGAUGCUGCGGCUGCGGCUCGGAAGGAACAAACCCUUGGCAGCGAAGACAGCGUUGAUAGUGAGAGCGAGGCUGCCACAGAGGUAAUCGAUCAUGUGUCUUCCAGACAUUCAUUUGAAUAUACACAGUCUCGUUUGGAAGCAGACGAGGUGCACGAGAUCGAGAAAACAAAGUCCAUUCCCAUCCAACCCAAGAAGACCAAGGAUGGAACCAUUCUGGUCGACUGGUACUUUACCGAUGAUCAAGAGAAUCCGCAUAAUUGGUCGAACAAAAAGCGAGCUCUUCUGACCACGUUGAUCUGUCUCUAUACAUUCGUCGUGUACACCACUUCGGCCAUCUAUACCGCUUCCUUGGCGGGAGUCAUGGAAGAGUUCGGGGUCAGUAGCUUGGUCGCGACCCUGGGACUGUCCCUGUACGUCUUGGGAUAUGGUACUGGUCCACUGGUCUUUUCGCCAUUGAGCGAGAUCCCCAUCAUCGGUCGGAAUCCGGUGUAUAUUGUGACUAUGUUCCUGUUCGUCAUUCUGUCGAUUCCCACGGCCUUUGUGCGCAACUUUGCGGGCUUGAUGGUGCUUCGCUUCUUGCAGGGCUUCUUUGGAUCGCCGUGUCUGGCUUCCGGAGGUGCCUCGAUCGGUGACAUGUACAGUCUCAUGUCAUUGCCCUACGCGAUGAUGAGUUGGGUCUCGGCGGCUUAUUGUGGACCCGCACUGGGUCCCUUGCUCAGUGGAUUUGCAGUCACUGCUGAAAACUGGCGCUGGUCUCUCUACGAGUCGAUCUGGAUGUCCGCCCCCGUCCUCAUCCUCAUGUUCUUCUUCCUGCCCGAGACCAGCAGCGCCACCAUCCUCCUUCGCCGUGCUGCCCGUCUCCGCAAGAUCUACAACAAUGAGCACUUCAUGUCCCAGUCUGAAAUCGACCAGCGGCACAUGAAAAUCUCCGACAUCGCGAUUGAUGCCCUCGUCAAACCCAUGCAGAUCACCAUCAUGGACCCAGCCGUGCUGUUCGUCCAGAUCUACACCGCCAUCAUCUACGGCAUCUACUACUCCUUCUUCGAAGUCUUCCCCCUCGUCUACCCCGUCUACUACAACAUGACCCUGGGCGAAAUCGGUCUCGUCUUCCUCUGCGUCCUGGUCGCUUGUCUCGUCGGCAUCGCCAUGUACGCCUCCUACCUCUACUUCUACAUGGAUCCCCGCAUCGCCAAGUUCGGCUGGCCCGUCCAGGAAGCCCGUUUGAUCCCCGCCCUGCCAGCAGCCGUGGGUCCCACCAUCGGACUCUUCAUCUUCGCAUGGACGGCCCGAGCCUCGAUCCACUGGAUCGUUCCAACCAUCGGCAUCACCAUCUACGGCGCCACCGUCUUCGUCGUGAUGCAGUGUCUCUUCGUGUACAUCCCGCUGAGCUACCCGCAGUAUGCGGCCAGCUUGUUCGCAGCAAAUGAUUUCUUCCGCAGUGCGCUAGCCUGUGGAAGUGUCCUGUUCGCGCAUCCCUUAUUUGGGAAUCUCGGAGUCGCUCGUGGUACCAGUCUCCUGGGUGGUUUGAGUGUCAUUGGCAUCAUCGGUAUCUGGUUGCUGUACUUUUACGGUGCACGACUUCGUUCACUUAGCAAGUUUGCUAUCUCCGAUCCGGCCGAAUGA